Molecule: messenger RNA, 2866 nt
Organism: Pseudonaja textilis
Lineage: Eukaryota; Metazoa; Chordata; Lepidosauria; Squamata; Elapidae
Gene: PPM1F
Product: protein phosphatase, Mg2+/Mn2+ dependent 1F
Biological process (GO): protein dephosphorylation; negative regulation of protein kinase activity
Cellular component (GO): cytosol; nucleus
Molecular function (GO): protein serine/threonine phosphatase activity; cation binding
Source: RefSeq, a predicted model, not a curated record
UUUCUCGGCCAUGGCGCGGCCGGAGCUCGCUUGGCUGGCCGGCUUCUUGCGCGAUUGGCCCGGCCCUUUGGGCCCCGCCGAGCCGCCGCCCUGGACCGCUUCCACCGCUUUGCUCCGGCCGGACGAAACGGCGGCCGAAUUGACCGAGCGGGCUCGCGGCUUCCUGGGCAGAAGGGGUGCGCCUCCUCUUCUUGCAGCCUCCUUAAUUCACGCUGCAGUCAGCGGGAUUCUGCAAAGUGACCUCGGCAAUUUUAAAAAACAGAACCUAGACCAGGAUGAAGCCGGCGACAGCGGAAUCUUGUUGGAAGCCGCGCCUUUGCAGCGCCAUUUCUUUAACAAACUCUUGGAGAUUUGCGGCGAGUGGCAGAAAGAGCUUCCCGCCCUGAAGCCGUCCAAGCGCUACCUUCAGAUUUCGAUCCACGCGACUCGUAAUACUCGAAGGAAGAUGGAAGACAGGCACGUUUCCCUGCCGGAAUUUAACCAACUCUUUGGACUGGAGGAUGACGUUGAUCGCGCCUACUUUGCCGUCUACGAUGGUCAUGGAGGGAUCGAGGCCGCUAAUUACGCUGCUGCCCAUUUGCAUGUCAAUGUGGCGCAUCACGAGAAGCUUCUGGAAAACCCCGCGGAAGCGCUGAGAGAUUCCUUCCAGAAGACGGACGAGAUGUUUCUCUUGAGAGCCAGGAGAGAGAAGCUUCGGAGCGGCACCACAGGGGUGUCUUGUUUCCUGGUUGAUGACAAGCUGCACAUAGCCUGGCUGGGGGAUUCUCAAGUGAUGCUGGUCCAGCAAGGAAAAGUUAUAACUCUGAUGGAGCCUCACAAACCAGAACGAGAGGAUGAACGACAACGCAUAGAAGAUUUAGGGGGUUGCAUAACAUACAUGGACUGUUGGCGUGUAAACGGCACCCUGGCUGUUUCCAGAGCAAUUGGGGAUCUCCUGCAAAAACCUUACAUCUCUGGCUGCGCGGAUGGCACAUCGUUUGAGCUGACGGGGACGGAAGAUUACGUCCUCCUUGCCUGCGAUGGGUUCUUCGAUGCCAUCCAGCCGGGCGAGGUGGUGGACCACGUCUUGGAGCACUUGACGCAAAACCACGGAGACGGCCUUCAGACUGCAGAGAGGCUGGUGGCCGCAGCGAAGGAGAGCGGUUCUACCGACAACAUCACCGUCCUGGUGCUGUUUCUACGUGAGCCCAAAGACAUUGUGGCCGACUGUCUCAGAGACCCCAAAGCCAGCCCUGUGGAUGAGGGCGCACCGGGUUCCUUCUUCAGCUUCUUCAACUCUGGAGCAAAUAACUAAAAGAGAGUCUGCCUUAAAAGCCACAUCUGCAACUCUGCCAAAGCCCGUCGUCCAGAUGCAAGUUUUUUUUUUUUUUAAAUCAGCUCUUCUACGUCGGAAAAACAAAUACGGCGCCUGGAAUGGACGCCGGGAUAUGACAUUGGAAAAGAAAACCCAUCCAGCUGCUCCUUAGCCCAGGGCCGUGCAUGGGGUCAGUGGUGGGAUUCUACCAGUUGUUGAAUGGGCAUAGCAUUCAAAAACUGCCAAUUUACAGCUCUAAAAUUGACCUACUGCAGCGCCGGUGAGUAAAACAGCUGAGGCACGGCAACGUCCUAUAUUUUCCUGCAAAACAGGAAAAUAUAGGACAGGCUAAGGCAGGGGCGGGGCCAACAGAUUGUCGUUCAUUACAGGUUCGUGCAAACUGGUGCAAACCGAUAGCAAUGCUCCCCCUGCAUGGGGUGGUAUAAUAUCAGACUCUACAGCUGGAGAAAGGGUAGAACAGAAGCACCAACCUUCUCUUGAAGACCUCAUCAGGAGGAGAAAGGGCAGACUUUAAAUGUCUUGCCAACGUGGUUUUCCACAGAGAAGGGAGGGGGUUUGAGCAGAGAAGGUGUCGGUCAGGCCGAAGUGAUAAUAUAGCUCAAGCAUAUCAUAAAAAAUAAAUAAAUAGGGUGCAGAUGGGCUGGAGGUUGAAGGCCUUCUUGAGAAGUUCCAAUGCCCUCCCAAGAUCCCUUCUGACUCUUGUUUUGUUAUCUCGGACGAGAGCCCAAAGUAUGUUUUAAUCGAGGAGGUGUCGUUGGAAACUGCUUAAAUCGCAUUGGGGGUCUUUUGGAAAUGAACCAUUGAAUAAGCUAUGGCUUGUUUGCGCCAAGAAAUUCAGUAUUAAGUUUGGGAUUGGGCCGUCCGCCAUCUUGUUCUGCGUCUUGUGUUUGUGCUUUUGUAUACCAAAGAGAAUACUAGCCAAGAAUGUCAGCUGCAAGAUUUAAGAAAAUGAAGAUAGAUAAGUGAUAAGAAUCUACUGCCUCCCUUUCCUAUCCCCAAUUAUUUAAUAUGUCAAACCUGUAUCAAACUCAUAUAUGGUCAUAUAGUAUCCAUAAGCUAAGCUGAGAUAACCUAAGUUACUGUUAAAUUGCCAAACAUGGGGUUUUUUGUGUGGGUAAUUGUCACCUGUGUCUUUUUAAAAAAAUUUAACUGUUUUUAUUAUUUCUCUGCUCACCUGUAUGUUCAGCCUUUUUUAAAAAAAAUAAUUUCCCAGAGGGUUUAUUUUAAUCAGUUUUUUAGAUGUGCGCAUUUACUGUUAUUUUAUCACUGGUAUUUUGAAAUGGGCUGCUGACAGAUGUCAUUUACCUGCUGACGAAGAAGUAGAAUACAGGUUGCUCUUGACUUAACAACCACAAUUGAGGGCAACAUUCCUGUUGCUAAGCGAGACAAUUGUGAAAUGAGUUUUAUGAGCCUUUCUUACCACCGUCAUUAGGUGAAUUGCUGCAAGUUAAGUUAAGCUAGGGACACGGUUGUUAAAUGAAUCUUGCUGUCCCAUGGACUUUGCUUGCCAGACGGUUGCAAAAAGGGAUCAUCCUAGGACAUUGCAACUGU